Molecule: messenger RNA, 906 nt
Organism: Beta vulgaris subsp. vulgaris (sugar beet)
Lineage: Eukaryota; Viridiplantae; Streptophyta; Magnoliopsida; Caryophyllales; Amaranthaceae
Exons: 4
Coding region: 108-569 (153 amino acids)
Cellular component (GO): post-mRNA release spliceosomal complex; U2-type spliceosomal complex
Source: RefSeq, a predicted model, not a curated record
AAUAAGUUUUCUGUCCACUUUCCAGUUUCCAGUAUAUUCCAAUAAACUUUGUUCAAUCAAAGAUUAAUCGUUUUGGUUCUGCUACUGAUUCGUGGAAGCAACCAUCAAUGGCGGCGGAUGAAGAAUCAAUCGAACAAGCAGCAGCAGAGAGAAGAGAGAGACUCAAAGCUCUUAGAGCAGCGCAAGAGCUUUUCGAUACUCCAGAUGACGAUUCUUCUCACCCUAAAAACACUUCUCAAGAUGGAGAUUCUGCUAACAAUGGCGACAGUAAUCUUAACUUGAAAUUCCGAAAUUACCUUCCUCAUGACAAAGAACUACAAGAGGGUAAACUUGCAGCACCCAAUUUACCAAAAUUUGAGGACCCUAUUGCCACUGCUCCACCACCAGAGGAAAAAGAGGAUCCUUUUCUGAACAUUGCACCCAAAAAACCCAACUGGGACCUCAGGAGGGAUGUGCAGAAAAAGCUAGAUAAAUUAGAAAAGCGCACACAAAAGGCGUUGCAUCAGCUGAUGUUGGAACACGAAAAGCAGAGGCAAUUGGAGGAUGGAGGCAUAGCUGCUGAAGAAUGAAGGAUUCCAGUCAACAUCUGAUCUUUGACCUCCGGUGUGGAGACUAGCUGAGUUGCUGUUAUUGUUUGAAUCACUGAGUCUAGCUGGAUUUUCAUAUCUGUUUCGAUAUGAGUGGUACACAGCUCGCAGCUGAGACUUGCUCAAUGCAUGUAACAUUGUCUCUCUAUCUUGUUAGUAAAUAGAUGAAAGAUUGGUAGGAUUUGGACACUUCUGGAGCAUCAAGCCACUACUGUUGAUGCUUAGCAUGUUUGUGUGCUGAUUUGAUGCUAUAUGAUUAUCAUGGAGUAAGAAAUCUGUUGUGGAGAAAAAAUAUCUUAUAGAUCUUGUUCAUGUGUCA